AGGCGCAGGGCCGACGUGCACACGCACACGCAGAGCCUGCUCCGCAGCAUGAUAAUUGUGCGGGGAGUCCGCGACACCUCGCCCGGGAGGGCCAGUGGCCGCCGAUCCUAGAGGGGCGCAGAGUCCCGCUGCUGCGGCGGGGCCCGCAGAUCGACAUGGACUCGGCCGCCGCCGGGCUGGGUCGCCUGCGCGGCCUGGCCUGCGACGCCGAAGGCGAGCUGUUCGCCACCGCGGCCCAGGGGCCCGACGGGCGGACGGCCCUGCUCCUCGGCAGCGCCGCGCGGGGCAGCGCGGGCGGCAGGGGCGCCUCCGUCGUCCUGCGGCCGGCGCCGGCGUGCCCCGCGCUGGGCGACGACGGCCCCCUGGACCUCUCGAUCCUCGGCUGCGGCGGCGGCGGCGAGUGCGCAGCACUGGUUCUCCCGCGUGGCGCCCAACGGCUCGUCGCGUGCCCGCUGGUGUCCCCCGCCCUCGGCAACAACACCGCCGGCGGCGGCGGCGCUUCAGAAGGCACGGGGGCUGCCGCUGGCGCUGGCUUAGCGACCAACUUGUCGCGUGCAUCAAGCUCGCCGCUGGGGCGGUCGUGGCUGGAGGACCGCGGCGGCGCGGCGCUCCCCGACGACCCGGACAGCGCCGGCUCCGACGGCGAGGGGCUCCUCCUCCCGGAGGACAUCGCCUCCGUCGGCCUCGCGCCGUGUGCCGCCGCGGGCCGCGCGGCCGGCCUGGACUGCCUGGUGGUGGGCACCACCGCGCGGCGCGUGGUGCUGAUGGCGAGGAGCAGCGCGACCGACCCUGGCGGCGCGUGGGCGCCGAAGCGGGUGCUGUGGCAGGGCGGCCUGGGCGUCCCGGGCCCCGGGUCGCUGGUGGCCGUUGGCAGGCGGCACGUGGGGGUGCUGGACCGGGACGCCGGCCUCCUCCGGGCCUUCGACUUGCGCGAAGGGGGCCGGGCCGCGGGGAGCUGGAGGCUGCCGGCCAGCGCAGGCG
Molecule: messenger RNA, 981 nt
Organism: Prorocentrum cordatum
Lineage: Eukaryota; Dinophyceae; Prorocentrales; Prorocentraceae
Source: the annotation of a GenBank genome assembly